AGUCUCUCGCAGCUGCUGCGCUGUCUGAUGUGUUUCCUGUUUCCUGUCUGCCAGGCGGAAAGGCGUUCAUGUUUCGUGUUCGUGACCUGAGGGACGGCGCCGUCGUCUACCAUCACUCCGACAGCGACACCACCCGCGACCACAUCGUCUUCCGCAUCAGCGACGGCCGCCAUAGCAUCCGCCACAAGUUCCCCAUAAACAUCCUGCCCAAAGACGACUCCCCGCCGUUCCUCAUCAACAACGUGGCGCUGGAGGUGCAGGAGGGCGCCGCCGUGAGGCUGGAGGAGUACACGCUGCUGGCGUCCGACCUCGACUCCAGCGACGACUACAUCCUCUACCAGCUGGUGUCCAGCCCGAAGGCGGGGCGGCUGCUCAGGAAGACGGCAGCCCACGAGGACGGAGAUCCGGUGGACAGUUUCCUGCAGAGGGAUCUGGUCCAGGGUCAGAUCUACUACCAGCACUCCGGAGAGGAACUCUUUGAGGACUCCUUCGACUUCACGCUGUCCGACAGCCACCAGCCGCCCAACCUCUCCCAGACAUACACCGUGGUGGUCCACGUGUUCCCGGUGAAGGACCAGCUGCCGGUGGAAGUGUCCGGCAGCGUCCGCUCACUAACGGUGAAGGAGACGGAGGUGGUCUACAUCACGCAGGCUCAGCUCCACUUCACCGACAGGGAGGAUCCAGACACGGACCUGAGCUACGUGGUCACGCAGCCCUGCUUCAGCCCACUGCAUCCUGGGCUGAUGGACGCGGGACGUCUGUUCUACACGGACAGCGCCGGCGCCAUGAAGAGAGACCACAUGGUGCCGGUGUUAAAGGCCUUCACGCAGCAUGCAGUGAACCACAUGAAAGUGGCCUUCAUGCCUCCCGUGGAGGACAUCGGCCCGGAGCCGCUCUUCGUCCAGUUCGUCUUCUCCGUCAGCGAUCACCACGGCGGCGCCGUCUCCGGCCUCCUCUUCAACAUCACCGUCACCCCUGUGGACGACCAGAGGCCAGAGGCCUUCACCAACCUGCUGCGGGUGGAGGAGGGCGGGGGGGCCUUUGUGACGGAGGAGCACCUCCUGGUCCGGGACCAAGACAGCCGGGACGAGGCCCUGAGGGUGGAGGUUCAGAGGACGACUCGCCACGGCCGUCUGGAGCUGCAGGGCCGGACGCUGCUGCAGGGGGACGGCUUCACGCUGCAGGACCUGAGAGGCCUGCGGCUCAGGUACAUCCACGACGACUCUGAGACCAGCGAGGACGCCGUCGCUCUGAAGGUGACGGACGGUCUGAACUCAGCGGACGUCGUGUUGCACGUUCAGGUCCUGCCCAUGAACGACGAGCCCCCCCAGCUGGGUGGGGGUCUGCGCGGGGAGCUGAGCUGCGAGGAGGGGGGGCGGGUCCAGGUGACGGUGGACUACCUGUCGGCCACGGACCGGGACAGCGACGACUCCAGGCUGACCUACAUGCUGGCCCGGAGUCCGGGCCGCGGGGAGCUGCAGAGAGCCGGACUGAGCGUGGACAAGUUCUCCCAGCAGGACCUGCUGCAGGGACACAUCUACUACAUCCACACAGGAGGAGAGAUCGGAGCCGAGCCGGCGUUCGACACCGUCACCCUCAUCAUCUCCGACGGCGAGGCUGGAGGAUCAGAAGGCUGUUGCCAUGGAGACGCCCCGCCUCCACCUGUACCGCUUCACGGCACGCUUCCUGUGUACGACCUCAACAUCACCAUACUUCCUGUCAACAACAAAGUCCCCGCCGUCACUCUGG
This is a messenger RNA of Plectropomus leopardus (leopard coralgrouper), 1749 nucleotides long. The record is from RefSeq and is a predicted model, not a curated record. NCBI's taxonomy places the organism in Eukaryota, Metazoa, Chordata, Actinopteri, Perciformes, Serranidae.